UAAACAAUUUAUUGGUGCCACUCACAAUAAUAAAGAUUAAGAAAACUCAAAAACUAAAGCAAACAAUCAAGUGCUGAAAACAAUUUCAAACAUAAUCCAAUACCAAAUUAAGUUUAAAUAAAAAAUCUUUCUCGACUUACAAAAUUUCUCCAUUUAACAUGUUUCUACAAAUUAAUACAAGAUACAAAUUAAUACUAAUUCUAAUACGACAAAAACUUAUUUUUGUAUUAAGACAAAUAUUGCCAAUAGUUGCGGUUAACCGGAAAAUAUUCAUUUUAUUAGUUUUAUUUGAGAACAUUUUAAAUUGUCUGUCUAAUGAGGAUUUGUGGUGUGAUCCUCAGUUAUGUGGUAAUUCAACAACAGUUCGUCAUAUUGCCUGUGAGAAUGAUGGUAGUUUCAAUAGGCGUUGCUCUUCCGAUGCCACCGAUAUUGAUAUCACCAACUUCAAACAAUUAUUUCUGGACGAACACAAUAAACGAAGAAAUUUAAUUGCUUCGGGUCAAUUAACCGGCUAUGAACCAGCCGCAAGAAUGGCUACAGUAUUAUGGGAUGAUGAACUGGAAUAUUUAGGAGUUCUUAAUUUACACACUUGUAAAUUGGAUCAUGAUGACUGUAAUCACACCAAAAGAUAUCGCAGUGUCGGACAAAACUUAUGUGCCAUCUCAAGACUAAAGUCAGAUGAGGUCAAUAUAACGAUUCUUAUAGAUGAAGCCGUUUCAUUGUGGUUUAAUGAAUACAAAGUGAUUGAUAAAUCCUAUGUUAAAGCGUUUAAGGGAACCGGCAAUUUUGAAUCGUAUGGUCACUUUGCAGAAAUGAUUGUUGAACGUGUUUCAAAGAUUGGCUGUGCGAUCAUGCGUUUUACUCGUCCAGAUUAUCCCCAACUUCAUAUCUUUCAUGUGGUGUGUAAUUAUUCGUCAGCAUAUGCUCAGGAUGCUCCGCUGUAUAGAACAGGUGAUCCAGGCAGGGAUUGCAAAACUGGUAAAAAUCCUCGUUUCCCCGCAUUGUGUUCCGAAAAGGAGAAGUUUGAUCCUAAUUAUAAGUAACAAAGUUAAUCAAAGGAUUUACAAACUUUUUUAGUCUAAGGAUCCAUCGAAAUAUCUUAUAAGAAGCUAGUGGAAGUAAAAUUUGUUUAUUAAAAGCCUCUAUAAAGCACGUUUUUAUUACAGUACAAGCUGAUAUUUAAUAAAUUGUGUAAAGUUGUUUGUCCACAACUAUUAUAAUAUAAGAAAGUCAGCGAUCGUUAAAGUCAACUAAGCUAUUUUUCUGUAAUUCCCACCGUAAACUUUAUUGCCCAUAAUCAAAUUACAUAUAUGAUCUUCAAAACUUUUACUUUUAGGCCAAUAUAAGUAUUUUAUACAUUCCUUUUUAUCUUCUUUACAAAACAUAAUAAAA
Calliphora vicina (urban bluebottle blowfly) is the source of this 1392-nucleotide messenger RNA. Its product is annotated as antigen 5 like allergen Cul n 1-like. Bases 159 to 1043 code for a protein of 294 amino acids. The record is from RefSeq and is a predicted model, not a curated record. Lineage: Eukaryota; Metazoa; Arthropoda; Insecta; Diptera; Calliphoridae. The transcript has 4 exons.